CUGGCUCUGAGCUCAGAGUACGCCUUUCGUGUUCUCAUAGUCUUCUCUGCUUUUUCCUGUAUCACCAUGAUUUCUUUAGUCUCUUUUUCUCACACUUUAAAGCUGCAACGGAAUCGCCUUACACAGAAAAUGUGUGUGCGCGCAGGGGCAUGAGCAUGCCCACAUUUUCCAGUUUGAAGCAAAGCUAAUUCAAGAGAGAGAAACAGAGAGAAAAGAAAAGCCUUUUGCGUUUUGGGAUUUUUGAUGAGGGGGAGGGGCAGGCAAAGGCGGAAUCAGAAUGAUGACCACUUCAUCGAAAGGUCGGUUUCUUUAGGAAAAAAAAAACAAGCACUCGAUAGAUAUAAUCCAUGCGACCACUCAUAGGAAGGAGCAUGCUUCGGUCCGCGUGCUUCGAUGCAAACUGAUGAGAUGGGUUGUUGGCGCUGUGGCCAAUUAGCCCCACCCCUGCUUAGAUUAGAUUUCACUUGUACCCUUUUUGCAGGUUUUGUUCCUGAAUUGAUUUUGGAUUCUCUCCCUUUCUUUCACCUCCCUCCUUCCCUCCCAAUUUGAUUCGUUUUCCUGCACAACAUGAGAUUUUCUCACAUGGGUCCUCCCCGAUUCCUCCCUUUUCUCUAGAAACAAACACCUUACUCCUUCACUUCAGGUGCUGGUGUUCAAUUCUGCGGAGUUUUAGGAGAAAGAUGACGUUUUUUUAUUACAUUUGGGCCGAAGCCUGAAGGUUUGUGCAGUUGGGCUCUGUGAUGUGUUCUUGUGGUUGAAGCAGGGAGAGGGAGGGAGAGACCCAGAGUAGAAUAUGGCGUGUGUUGAAGAGAAGAUCAAAGCAGCAGCAACAGCAGGAGUAGGAGGAGGAGGGGGAGGGCUUAUUUCCGGAGCCCAAGGUCUGCUUGAGGAGAUGAAGUUGAUUAAAGAAAUGCAGGAUCAGUCUGCAGGGGUCAGGAAGUCCAUAAAUUCGGAGCUAUGGCAUGCGUGUGCUGGUCCGCUUGUUUCAUUGCCUCAGGUGGGCGGGCUCGUGUAUUACUUUCCGCAAGGACACAGCGAGCAGGUGGCAGUUUCCACUAAAAGAACAGCAACCUCACAAAUUCCAAACUAUCCAAAUCUCCCAUCUCAGCUACUGUGCCAAGUUCACAAUGUUACACUGCAUGCUGACAAAGAUACAGAUGAAAUCUAUGCCCAAAUGAGCCUUCAACCAGUGAACUCUGAAAAAGAUGUCUUCGCGAUACCGGAUUUUGGACUGAGGCCCAGCAAACAUCCAAGUGAGUUCUUCUGCAAAACUUUGACAGCAAGUGAUACAAGCACACAUGGCGGCUUCUCAGUGCCCCGCCGGGCUGCAGAAAAGCUUUUUCCCACAUUGGAUUACACAAUGCAACCACCAACUCAAGAACUUGUUGUUCGAGACCUGCAUGAUAACACCUGGACAUUUCGUCAUAUAUACCGUGGGCAGCCAAAACGACACCUUCUCACUACUGGUUGGAGUCUGUUUGUUGGGGCAAAAAGACUUAGAGCAGGCGAUGCUGUUCUCUUUAUCCGGGAUGAGAAGUCACAGUUAUUGCUUGGGGUAAGACGUGCAAACCGUCAACAAACAACUCUGCCUUCGUCUGUUCUAUCUGCUGAUAGUAUGCACAUUGGAGUCCUAGCUGCUGCAGCUCAUGCUGCGGCUAAUCGUAGCCCAUUUACAAUUUUCUACAAUCCAAGGGCAUGCCCAUCUGAAUUUAUCAUUCCUGUAGCCAAAUACCGAAAAUCUAUAUAUGGGGCUCAAAUCUCAAUUGGGAUGAGGUUCGGAAUGAUGUUUGAAACAGAGGAAUCGGGUAAGCGCAGAUAUAUGGGUACGAUUGUUGGUAUAAGUGACCUAGAUCCAUUAAGAUGGCCAGGUUCCAAGUGGCGGAAUCUUCAGGUAGAGUGGGAUGAGCCUGGAUGUGGUGAUAAACAGAACAGAGUUAGUGCAUGGGAUAUAGAGACUCCUGAAAGUCUUUUUAUUUUUCCUUCUCUUACGUCAGGUCUCAAACGGCCAUUACAUUCUGGUUUUUUCGGAGCAGAAACUGAAUUCGGAAAUUUGAUAAAAAAGCCCUUCAUCCGGGUUCCUGAAAAUGGAAAUGGGGAUCAUUCUCAUCCCUCAAUUUCAAACUUCUGUUCGGAACAAUUAAUCAAUAUGCUACUGAAACCACAAAUGGUUAACCAUCGUGGAUCUUUUUCACCUCCCCUACAAGACCCUGCUGCUAAGGGAGCUCAAUUAGAAGAGGUAAAGACACUGACACAGGCAGCUAUCAAGCAGAAACCUCAUCUUGUUCCUUCAGAAAAUACAUUGGCACAGAACCCAAACGAUCCUCAAUCCCGCCAUGUCCAAUCGGAAGCUAUAAACUCAUUGCUAUCACAAGUAAAUCCUCCAGGAAAAAUUCAACCUCUGGACAAAUUUGAGAACCAAAUACAAGCUGUAACUAAUGAAAAUUCAAAAAUAGAGUCUGUGUUUUCAGAAGAACAGGUAAGCCAGUUGACUUCUGCAGGGCAAUGUGAUGAGGAAAAAACAGCUGCAAGCUCUAUGAAUCCACCAAACCAGGGUGCAUUGCAGUUGCAGCCAAAUCCUUGGUUCGUGCAGCCACAGAUGGAACCGUCAAUUUACCUCCCUCAACCAGUUGAUGCAUCCCAAUUGGAUUCUAUUAAUCCCAAUGGAUUACUUCCAUGCCUAGAUGGUGAUGACUGGAAUAUGUACCCUUCUUCUUGCCAAUCCCUUGCUGGAGUUCUAAAACCACCCGGCUCAUUAUCCGUGUUUGGACUGCAAGACCCUGCAAUGAUGUUCCCAGAUACAGUUAAUCUCACUCUGCCAUCAAUUGGUCAGGAAAUGUUUGAUUAUCAACUAAAUAAUUUAAGGUGUUUGUCCCAAGUAGACCAUCUUUCUCAGUUUCCCCAGCAGGACCCAUGCAACUUCAAUUGCAUUGCAAAUUUGAAUGGUUUGAGAGAUCUGUCAGUUGAGAGCAACAACCAAAGUGGGGUUUACAGUUGUCUCAACUUUGAUCCUAGCAAUGGUGGAAGUUCUGUGGUUGAUCCUUCUGUUUCAAGCACCAUUCUGGAUGACUUUUCGACAUUGAAAGAUUCUAAUUUCCAAAAUCCUCCAGAUUGUUUAGUAGGGAACUAUAGUUCAAGCCAGGAUGUUCAGUCUCAGAUUACGUCUGCCAGCCUAGUGGACUCUCAGGCUUUCUCUCGGCAGGAUUUCCCUGACAACUCGGGGGUUACAUCUUCAAGCAAUGUUGACUUUGAUGACUCCAGUCUUUUGCAGAACAGCUCAUGGCAGCAAGUUGCUCCACCUAUACGAACCUAUACAAAGAUUCAAAAGGCAGGAUCUGUUGGGAGGUCACUUGAUGUUGCCAGGUUUAAAAACUAUGAAGAACUAUGCUGUGCAAUUGAACGCAUGUUUGGACUCGAGGGACUGCUCAAUGAUUCAAAAAGCUCAGGAUGGAAACUUGUAUACGUGGAUUACGAGAAGGAUGUUCUUCUUGUUGGGGAUGAUCCUUGGGAGGAAUUUGUUGGGUGCGUGCGCUGCAUCAGAAUUUUAUCGCCUUCUGAAGUUCAGCAGAUGAGUGAAGAGGGCAUGCGGCUUCUGAACAGUGCGGCGGUGAACGGUUCCGUAGCAGAAGGAGGGAUGCCCCAAACUGAUUUGGUAUGACCUUGCCGUAGCAGGAGGAGGGAUGCCCCAAACUGAUUUGGUAUGACCUUGCCUGAUUAGGCCAAACUGCAGUAGUAGACUGUAGAGGUUAAAGGCCUCAGAUUGUUGGUCGUUGGCCUUAGGGCAACCCUGAAAGAACUUCAGUAUUAAUGCAAGCUCAAAGUGAUUCCACGUGUUGUAGGUUUCUGAAUCAUUAAUGCCCCGAGUUUAGAGCUUUUUGCUUUGUGGUGGGGGAUAUUAAUUGAAUGAAUGAAUGUAGAUUGCAUUUGUUCUACUGGAAAUGAAACAAAUAUGGGUAGGGAAUUUUCAUUGAUCA
This is a messenger RNA of Malania oleifera, 3971 nucleotides long. RefSeq names its product auxin response factor 5. Gene Ontology annotation, biological process: regulation of DNA-templated transcription; response to hormone. Gene Ontology annotation, molecular function: protein binding; DNA binding. Gene Ontology annotation, cellular component: nucleus. Lineage: Eukaryota; Viridiplantae; Streptophyta; Magnoliopsida; Santalales; Ximeniaceae. The coding region runs from base 794 to 3655 and encodes 953 amino acids. The record is from RefSeq and is a predicted model, not a curated record. The transcript has 14 exons.